Molecule: messenger RNA, 852 nt
Organism: Camellia sinensis
Lineage: Eukaryota; Viridiplantae; Streptophyta; Magnoliopsida; Ericales; Theaceae
Source: RefSeq, a predicted model, not a curated record
UUACUUACUAACUCAAUUAAUAUUAUAUCCUUAUAGCAUCACAUGACAGACGUGGUCGUGGCCCGACACGCGGCAUACAGGCCCAUCGCAUUGUCAAGAAGGAUGGGAAGAUGUUAGUUCCUAUACCUGAACAGUUUCGUGCACCAGUAGGAGACAACUAGCUAAUGUGAAUAAUAGGAUGCAAAUGAAAACAAAACAUCGAUGUGGAUCAAAAUCAAUCCUGGUCAAGGUACACAGCUCGAUAAUUGCAAAUGGCAAAGUCCAUCCACUACAAUUCGGACACGCAUGAAUGGAUUUCAUCGGAGAGCCAAGUUAAUUAUGACAACAUGAUACAGAUGCAAGAAGAACACCUCUCGCAGACUAGUGCGAUCCCCUUGACCCCAGAGGAGUUGUCAGUCAAGGUGCUUCAGCCAAGGCCAGGUUAUGUGAAAGGACUCGGCAUGAGGCCUUCUUCUUCUGUGAAUACAACUGUUGCACCUGCUGAAAAUAAUGACUAUGUUCAACGCCUCGAGCUGCAAAUAGCACAACAAAAUGAACAAAUUGCAAGGUUUGAAAAGUCAGAGAAGAAACAAAGCAAGAAGAUACAAAGUAUCAUUGAGUGUUUGAGGCAGAAAGGUAUCAUGGGAAAUUUUGAGAGUGGGGAAAGUUCAGAUUCUGAUGGACAAGCUUCUUGAUUCGAGAUUUGAUAUGGACAUGCUUGGUAAUUUGGAGGGUAGAUGGUAGCUCAUUUUGUGUUUUUGUCCAUUUUACCUUACAUGUAUUUUGGUUGCGUUGUAAAUUUUCUAUUUUUGUUGGUAUUACAGGGCAUGUUGGGUAAUCUGCCUUUGAUAUUUUAUUUUUCUUGAUAUUAGU